Molecule: messenger RNA, 1425 nt
Organism: Chelonus insularis
Lineage: Eukaryota; Metazoa; Arthropoda; Insecta; Hymenoptera; Braconidae
Gene: BckdhB
Product: Branched chain keto acid dehydrogenase E1 subunit beta
Exons: 8
Coding region: 189-1316 (375 amino acids)
Biological process (GO): response to nutrient; branched-chain amino acid catabolic process
Molecular function (GO): catalytic activity
Source: RefSeq, a predicted model, not a curated record
CAUAAAAAUAUUCAAAUUGUUUGUCAUAACAUAUACAUACAUAAUUAUGCGUUACUUAGUGUUCAGUAUCUAUAGAGUUGAAAGAUACAGAGUUCAAAUUGAAUCACUUAUUAUAUGUUAAUUAUCUAAUCGUCAACUUACUGAAAGGCGGCGCUUAUCAACACUGUUUAUAUCAGUAUCUGUUAAACAUGCUUCUCAAUAAGUUAAGCACGUUUUCUCAGCUUAAUUCUCAAAUAAAGUUGAUGGAAUUUCCGCGAAUAAUUUAUGGAUCUUUAUUCUAUAAAAAAAAAUUACAUUCAGUAGCAACAACCAAUGAAAAAAUACAUAAUGAAGAAACAACAAAAACAAUGAACAUGUACCAAGCAAUUAAUAAUGCACUUGAGAUUAUACUUGAGAAAGAUUCAAAUUCAGUGAUUUUUGGUGAAGAUGUUGCAUUUGGAGGAGUUUUUCGUUGCACAGUAGGCCUUAAAAAUCGUUUUGGAAAUGAUCGAGUAUUUAAUACUCCUCUUUCAGAACAAGGAAUUGUAGGAUUUGGUAUUGGGUUAGCAAAUCAAGGAAUUACUAGUAUUGGUGAAAUACAAUUUGCAGACUAUAUCUUUCCUGCUUUAGAUCAAUUGAUAAAUGAAGCUGCAAAAAUGAGGUAUCGUAGUGGCGGUAUGUUUGAUUGUGGGAAAUUAACCAUUCGAACACCUUGUAGUGCAGUGGGUCAUGGAGCUCUAUAUCAUUCUCAAAGCCCAGAAGCUUACUUCGCUCAUACUGCUGGGCUUAAGGUUGUGAUGCCACGUGGACCUAUUCAAGCAAAAGGAUUAUUAUUGAGUUGUGCAGAAGAGCCUGAUCCUUGUAUUGUUUUUGAACCAAAAGUUCUUUAUCGUUCAACAUCGGAUCAGGUACCACUUGAAGAUUUUAAAAUACCAUUGGGGAAAGCAGAAGUCGUUAGAAAAGGAGAUUCUAUAACAUUAAUAGGGUGGGGUACUUUAGUUCAUGUACUUUUAGAGGUAGCUGAUCUCGUUGAAAAAAAAAUUGGAGCAACUUGUGAGGUUUUAGAUAUUAUGACAAUUCUUCCCUGGGAUACAGAAACAGUAUGUGAGUCAGUAAGAAAAACCGGACGAGUUGUCAUUGCUCACGAAGCUCCACUAACUAAUGGCUUUGGAAGUGAAAUUGCUGCUGUUGUUCAGGAAAAAUGUUUCCUGAAUCUCGAAGCACCAAUUCAAAGAGUAACUGGUUGGGAUACCCCAUUUCCACUUGUAUAUGAACCUCUAUAUUUGCCAGAUAAAUGGCGUUGUUUUAAUGUGAUUGAAAAAACUCUUAAAUAUUAAUAUAAAUAAAAUUUCCUUCAAAUACUCUUUUGUAAAAAAAAUGUAAAUAAUUAUCAAUUAUUAUUCAGUCAUUUCUUUAGGUAGUAAUUGUGGUUUACUCAUUUUUAAA